Molecule: messenger RNA, 1211 nt
Organism: Anopheles darlingi
Lineage: Eukaryota; Metazoa; Arthropoda; Insecta; Diptera; Culicidae
Product: methylenetetrahydrofolate reductase
Exons: 1
Coding region: 192-1175 (327 amino acids)
Biological process (GO): tetrahydrofolate interconversion
Cellular component (GO): cytosol
Molecular function (GO): methylenetetrahydrofolate reductase [NAD(P)H] activity; FAD binding
Source: RefSeq, a predicted model, not a curated record
CACAUCCUAACGAACCGCGCAAAUUUGUUUCCUCGUAUUCCAUCGGUUGCAAACAGAUAACCGCCGUGCAUUGCGCUCGUUCAAGAGAUUCGUGAGCAGAAUACAAAAACAAACAAUCACCCGUCGUCGCAGCAUCGUUAGUUAGAAUAGCAUUCACCGUCGCUGUACGCCGUUAUAUAACAUCACGCUCGAUGAGUAUCGCCGAGGAACCGGCGGCGUUUAGCUUGCGGGAAAAGUUGUCACACAUUUUCCAACCCACCAGUGGCGAAGCAGCAUCAUCAUCAACUCGUUCGGUGUUCUACUCCAUCGAAAUCGCGGCAAAGGAUGACUUCAACAUCGACCAGCUACGGCGCCUCACUCCACGGCCUGUCUUUUGUUCCAUGCCCUGGAUCUCCGAUGAGAACCUGCGCUAUGAGGCCGACUUUGCGCAGAUGCCUUCCUUACGCCUGGCCGAUCAGCUCCGGCAGGAGCAGUUCACCGUCGUGAACCAUCUGUCCUGCUAUAAUCUCACCGAGGCGCAUGUGGACAAGCUACUCUCGAGCCAGCCCUCCAUUCGUAACAUGUUCAUCGUACGCGGUGAUACCGUCAAUCCGGACCAACGAUUCCUACAUUCUGCCCAGUUGGUGCAGCAUCUGCGACAAUACGAAUCGUCAAGGUCGGCGACGGCGGCGAAACUAACGAUCGGUGUCGGUGGAUAUCCAGGUGGCCAUGUGGAAUCACCAUCGCAGGAGGACGAGCUACGGCAUCUCGCGGACAAGGUUGCCCUGGGUGCGGACUUUCUGCUCACGCAAACACUCUACGAUGCGGCUUCCUUUUUCCGAUACCGUGACCGAUGUCGAGCGGCCGGUAUUACUAUUCCGAUCAUCCCGGGCAUCUAUCUGCCACACUCCUAUCGGCAGCUGCAAACGAUGCUGAACAUUACACGCGUCGCGAUGUCGCCAACGGUACGGGCCACCUUCGAGGAGCAUCGCGAUGAUACACCGGAAGCGUUCGAAGCAUUCGUCGUGCAGUACUUUGUAGAACUCGUGCGCGAACUGCUACAAUCCAAUGCUAUCGAGCCGGGCAGCAGUGAUUCUGUAGGUUUGAUUCACUUUUUCACCUUUAACAAGUUCAACCUGCUGGAGAAAGUAAUUAGUCAGUUGGAGUUUGCUCGACAAGAGAGAGUAGGAUCGUAGAGGAUUGCGGACACUUUUGGGAAUAAAAUACCUCAU